Molecule: messenger RNA, 531 nt
Organism: Uloborus diversus
Lineage: Eukaryota; Metazoa; Arthropoda; Arachnida; Araneae; Uloboridae
Exons: 1
Coding region: 1-531 (176 amino acids)
Molecular function (GO): nucleic acid binding
Source: RefSeq, a predicted model, not a curated record
AUGGACAAUGCUUCCUACCACAGUGUUUAUGUGGAAACCAUCCCUAAUACCGCCACCAAAAAAGAUGAUAUUAGGCGUUGGCUAACAUCUAAAAAUAUCACCUGGAACUCGGACAUGCUAAAAGUUGAACUUUUAAAUCUAGUAUCUAAUGUCCGUAGCAUUUAUGAAGAAUACCGAGUAGAUAAGUUAGUGGCAUUUCAUGGACACACGGUUUUGAGACUGCCACCUUACCACUGUGAACUAAAGCCAAUUGAAAAUAUAUGGAGUGUAGUGAAAGGUAAGGUGGCAGCAGAAAAUAAGACAUUUAAAGAAAAAGAAGUAGAAGAGCUCACAAAAGAAGCCAUUAAAACUGUCUCUGCUGAAACCUGGAAGAACUGUGUUAGCCACAUUAUAAAGGAAGAAGAGCUAAUGUGGGAGCUUGAUGGAAUGAGUGACUCUACAGUUGAGAACUUUGUAAUUAAUUUUGAUCCCGAAUCAACUGACACUGCUUCAGAAGAUAUGCGCAGUGUUGAGGAAGUUAUGUCAUCAUAA